Messenger RNA from Durusdinium trenchii, 1611 nucleotides. The record is from the annotation of a GenBank genome assembly. Lineage: Eukaryota; Dinophyceae; Suessiales; Symbiodiniaceae.
AUGGAGCACAACGGACCUGGCUUGAGGGAUGUGAAGAAAGAGAAGACCUUGCAACCCGGACACCAGGGCUGGGCGGCGAAGUCUGCAUAUCUUGAGGCCAAGUCGAAGAAGCGACAUCUCGCCUAUCUCAAGAUCCUGGCGGUCGAGGAAAAGAAGGAAUAUCCAGAGCAUGAAGACUUUCACGUGGCUCUUCCUUUGGGUGAUCCACAGUGUUCUCCGGUUUGGACCGCCGUGGUCCAGCAGCUAGAGAUUGGCGAGAAAGCCAAGUUCACCCUCUCUCGGAAGGUUUUGGGCUCAGGCAAGGAAGCGCAGUGCUCAAAGACACCCACGUUGCAAAAUACCAGGCUUCGGGUCCUUGAUGUCGAGGAUGUGAAUGAAGACUUUCAGCAGCUCCUAGACAUUGAGAGCAGUGGUGGAAAGGAACGGGCUGAGGACCUGGACAAUGUAGCUGUGCACUGGCGAGUGCGGAGGUGGAUGCCCGAGGGCACCUUUUGCAUUGCCAGCAGUCGGGAACGCAUUGCUAUUCUGCCUGGCUAUGGGCUGGUACCCAUCGAAGAUCAGAAUGCACCACCUGUACAGAUCGCUGUCGGCGAAGGCCAGCAGGAAGCGGUAGAAGUGAUUGCUGCGAAAGUGGGUCCUGGUGGCCAGGGCCAUCUCUACUUGAAGAGCCAGGCCAUGAAGGCAAAUCGACCCGCUGGAUGCGUCAUCAUGGACGUUGAGGUCGUUGCCAUGGAUCCAUGCAGGGGUCCGGGCACUCCAGGCUGGAAGGGGUGGCAAAACCUCAUCAACGAGCGGGAAAUCGGUGACCAGUGGCUAGAUGAAGCUGACGGGCGAAGGAAGCAAUUGGAGACCUUUGGCACCCUGAGAAAGUCGACAGAGGACUCCAAAGGUGCAGAAGCACAUGUGGCAGAACAGGUCCACAAGUUCGCUUACAAUGCUGAACGUCGAUACCGACGCGGCUUGAAGUGGAUUGAGAUGGACAAGAAAGAAGAUCGAAAGAUACAACUAGAGCAAGCGACCUUGAGGAUGCGCUUGGCAAAGGCCAUGUCCUUGGCCCACAUGCGCUUCGGGGAGAACCCGGAGCCAGCACCACCCGCAGAGAAGGCCGCCUUAAAGGAAGGCCGCCAGCUGCUGGCAGAGGUGCUGAAGGUCUCAGAGGCCCUCAACAACGCCUCGGUCAGAUAUGAAUGCAUGAAGAUGAACUUGCAGGUUUGCAUCCAGGACGAAGAUGUCGUGGAGGCCCGAAAAGUCUUGGCGCAGCUCCAGGAGGAGCGGCCCGACGAUGAAGACUUGAAGAGUGACAAUGCUAGGAUCAACCGCUUAGAGAACGACCUGUCGCUGAAGCAAGGUGCUGGCACUGUGGAGGAGCUGCAGAAGGAUUUGCAGCAGGCUGUGACUGCAGGUGACAAGCCCAAGGUUAGCGAGAUCCUUGAAGCAUUGCUAGGGAUGUUCAAGGAGAGCAAAGUCACAUAUGAUGCGGUGAAGACUUGCAAAGUUGGAAAGGAUGUGGGCAACGCGAUGAAGAUGGGCGAUCCUGACAUCGCUGCUUUGGGACGAAAGGCUGUUGGAGAGAUUCAGGCACUGGCACAAAGAGCAGCACUGGGCAUCUGA